AUGACUCUCUCCACACCGCUCUCAUUUUCAUUCCCUGAGGGAAUUUCCUCUUCUCACCUUUUCAAAAUAUCCAUCAACCCGGACUUCAUCAGCCAGACCCAAGCAAAGGUCGAAACCUGGCGGCCACCUAUCGGGCUAUGGUCUGAGUGGACCAAUGAGGGACCUCCAUUAGAGCAGCUUAAAGACAUCACCGAGUACUGGAAGAACAAGUAUGACUGGUCAUCUAUUCAAACUAGGAUGAACCAAGAGGUCAAUCACUAUGCAACUAUGAUCAAGCGCGAAGGAGACGAUAAACGUGGUCCAAAGUCAUCAAGUCUUUGGUCAAUAAUACUACGACGCCUUUCCACAUUGUGGCUCGAGAUCUGCCAGGGUUUGAAUUUAGUCCAGCUCCAACGCCGCCUAUUCAGGAUCCCCACGAAAACGGAAAGAUCAUGCAGCCUUAUGAAGCAGCUUGGAUACUCCAAGUAUGGCAUCGUGAGCACAGAUUUGGGUUGGCAAAUCUCCAUGUGCAUGGUUGUAGAUGUACAGGAGAACAUCAUCGGUCAUAUGACGGAUUUCUUUCCCGUCAUACCAGACAGCGAUGAUUUGUCUCGCAAAGCUCGAAAUGAGACAACAGAAGAGGAGAAUGUCUAUCUGGCGGCUUUUAACGAAUGGUUCACUUCGCAUUCUGCAUGCUCUGAAGUUCAUACUCAAAAACCUUUAGCUUUGUCUCUCGCUUUCACUGACAGUCCAAUCGGCUUUCUAGGCUGGAUGUGGGAUCUCAUGAAUACAUCAUUCGAUGGCUACAAGUAUAGUUACGAAGAGCUUAUUACUGACGCUAUGAUUCUGUAUAUCCCGGGGCCGUAUAGGAAUAUCAGACUUUAUCUAGAGUCUUUGAAGCCGGACAAGAUGAGUUUUCCCAAAAGCACUGUUCCCACUGGUGUUUCGGAAUGGGGUAAUGGCAAUGGGACAUUCCCUGAACUAGCAAGUUUUCAACUUGCACCUCGAAGUUGGGUCGAGAGGAGCGCAAACGUGGCCUAUUUUGCUCGACAUCCUUCUGGUAGACAUUUUCCCGCAAUAGCCCAUCCUGAAGAAUGGGUGCAGGAUGCUCAGAAUUUCUUCUGA
Fusarium mangiferae is the source of this 1104-nucleotide messenger RNA. RefSeq lists its product as uncharacterized. The record is from RefSeq and is a predicted model, not a curated record. The transcript has 4 exons. Bases 1 to 1104 code for a protein of 367 amino acids. Gene Ontology annotation, molecular function: epoxide hydrolase activity. Gene Ontology annotation, biological process: epoxide metabolic process. Lineage: Eukaryota; Fungi; Ascomycota; Sordariomycetes; Hypocreales; Nectriaceae.